AUGCUGAGGCAGGUCUGGUUGGUGGCUCCGCCCACCGGCUCCACCUUCUCCACCUUCACCAACACCACGUCCGGCUCCUCCUCCUCCUCCUUCUUCUGCACACAGGAGAGACAGCGGACGUUAGAGCACCAACCGGCCAUUCCACCCGGGGGUCAUCCAGAAAGUCCAGCAGAGAUCAAAACACAGAUGAGGUCACUGUGGACUCUUUUUGGCCAGAUCUUGACACCGUUCAGACCCUUGCUCACAGUUGGUGCCCCUAUCAAGCUUUCCUUCUCAUUCCAUUUAAUGGUUCCACAAAGGUCAGACGUCUUAGAUCCUGAAGUUCCCAACAACAACACGAAGUCCCGUAGCAGUGGGCACAGGCGAGGCUUAGAGUGUCCUCCUACUCUACUCCUGCUCCCAGACGAGCUCUUCGGAGUAAGCUUCGGGGUGGCUUUUCUGCUGGUGCGUCUUCAGGUUCCUCAUCCAGGCGAAGCCCUUGCCGCAGGCUCCGCAGCGGUAGGGUUUCUCCCCCGUGUGGACCCGCUGGUGCUUCCGCAGGUUGCCCGCCUCCGAGAACAUCUUCCCGCAGGUGGCGCAGCUGAAGGGCUUCUCCCCCGUGUGGACUCGCUGGUGGAUCUCCACCUUCUUGGGCCGAGGUUCCCGGGUGCGUUUGGAGCCCCUGGGCCCGGUCUACAGGCCGCACUGGGACUGCUGGCGGUGCCGGCGGACGCUGCACAUCUGGCUGAAGGACUGUCCGCAGCGGGAGCAGCUGUAGGGUUUCUCCUGCGUGUGCACGGUGCGGUGGCGCUUCAGGUGGCUGGAGGAGAUGAAGCUCUUGCCGCACAGCGAGCAGCGGUAGCGCCGCUCGCCCGUGUGGACCAGCAGGUGCACGCGCAGGUUGUUGGGCUGGGCGAAGCCCUUCCCGCAGUGGGGGCAGGCGUAGGGUCUCUCCCCCGUGUGCGCCCGCUGGUGCAGCUCCAGGGCCGCCGGCGAGGGGAAGACCCGCCGGCAGACGCCGCACGCCGCCGCCGCCUCGCCGGAGGCCGCCGCCCGGCACCGGUACGGCCUCCGUUGGCCCCCGGCGGGGGCGGAGUUAGCGGCGGCGGGGGGCAGCGGGGCGACCAUGUCGAAGGAGUUGGCGAAGGCGGCCAUUUCGUGGGCGCCGCCGGCGAAGAGCACGGCCGGGGGGGCGUCCAGGCC
Messenger RNA from Menidia menidia (Atlantic silverside), 1182 nucleotides. Lineage: Eukaryota; Metazoa; Chordata; Actinopteri; Atheriniformes; Atherinopsidae. The record is from the annotation of a GenBank genome assembly.